This is a messenger RNA of Sipha flava (yellow sugarcane aphid), 1272 nucleotides long. RefSeq lists its product as uncharacterized. The transcript has 7 exons. The coding region runs from base 177 to 1202 and encodes 341 amino acids. NCBI's taxonomy places the organism in Eukaryota, Metazoa, Arthropoda, Insecta, Hemiptera, Aphididae. The record is from RefSeq and is a predicted model, not a curated record.
ACAGAAUUAAUAACGUUACUUUCCCAUGACCUUAUAAAGUUUAAAAUUCGUGUUGAACUGAAAACUGCUGUAAAAUUUAACGCCAAUUACCACGGACUGAAUAAGUUUACAUCAAAACUUGAUAUUAUAGAUUUAACGCGUUAAAAUUAUUAUACAAUUUUAAAUACAUUUAAAUAAUGUUAACACUGUCUUUAAAUGAAUAUUGUUUUAUAAUCGGAUUGCCAAUAGUUUGUAUCUUGUGGUCGAUUUUUUUAAAAAGAAUUACUAAUUUUUUUAAGAAAUGUAUUACCACAUAUUCAUCACACAAAUUCAGAAUACCAGAAAUAAACAUACUUUUGAAUUCAUUGACAAGUGGACUUUUCUGCUUUAUCAGUGUCCCAAUAUGUUUUUCCACGUUCAAACCUUCUUUAACUGAUCCAUCAUUAAUGUUUUGGUUACUAGAUUCGUUUCGUCAAAUGAUGGAACGUUGCGCUACAAUAGAAACUAUUGAUCCAUCAAGAAAUUUUAAAUUUAUCAUUUUGUACUCAUGUUUAUUGCAUAGUGUGUACACAGCCUUUGUAAACCAAUUAGACGAGCGUCCAAUAAUGAGUGCAAUUAAGAAAGGAGUUAUAUUAGUUUUUUUCGCUUCUACAUAUUGUUUUGGCUGCACAGAAGCCGGUUUUGUAUUCCUUGGGCUGUCUAAUUUAUCUCUUGGCACAUUGGAAGCUGCAAGACUCUUAAAAGUUUGUCACAACAGAACAAAUAGCAAAGUGAUAAAAAUAUUAUGCUUUAUACAAUUUAUUGUACAUUGUGUUGUUUGGAUAUCUGUUUACUUGUUUUUGGUGCCAUUUAUUAUGCUAUCGUCUGUAGAUGUAUUAACAAUGAAUAAUGAUAAUCAAUUACCAUUAGUAAUAAUGUUAUUCAGUCUUCUUGUAUUCUAUUUAAUUGAAUUAAAAGAUAGUCCUUUAAAUAUCUCAGCAACUAGUGGAAAUGGCAUAUUUAGGCUAUUUGAAUCACCUAAAAACUCACUUAUAGCUAAAGCAAAUCAGACUAAAAAAAAAUCAUUAGAAAACUUAUCACUAUUAUACCAAACAACUAAAUGUGGUAUAGCAUUAAAGAAAAAAGUCAAAAAUUUACGACAAAAUAAAUUAUCUACUACAUUAUUGAAUCUGUCUGAAAUAAAAUCUGAGCCUAUUGAUGUGAUUGAAAUAUUAGAUGAUUAACAUUUGUUAAAUAUUUUAAGUUUAUAUAUUAUAUUUGUAUUGAUGAGAGAUGAGAUUUGUUAAAUUUUUC